AUGGACGCUUCUGGGACCAGCAUCGACCCUGACAAAGUCUUGUUCGGCUCGAAAAGUGUCACGAAACUUCCUGACGAAAUCAAAAGACUAGGCAACUCCUCACCACUCAUACUCACCUCGAAAGGAAGAAAUGGAGUUGCGCAUGGUCAACUACUGGCCAAGAUUCUAACCGAUGCCUCAACAACUCCAGCCGCAAUCCUGAAUACAGCAGUGAUGCAUACUCCCAAACCUGUCACAGAAGAAGCACUCGAACGGCUCAAAUCUCAAGCUGCCGACUGUAUUGUAUCCAUUGGUGGAGGCUCUGUCAUUGGGUUGGGCAAAGCUUUGUCUAUUCGUACUGGACUCAAGCAUAUCUGCAUACCUACAACAUACUCUGGCAGCGAGAUGACACCCAUCCUUGGCGAAACCGACAAUGGUCGAAAAGUCACUCGCUCGGAUCCAAAGAUUCUACCUGACUUUGUCAUAUAUGACGUUGAUCUCACGAUGUCGUUGCCAGCGGCUGUUUGCUCGUGCUCAGGUGUGAAUGCAAUGGCCCAUGCGGUCGAGUCUCUGUACGCCGUCAACACCACACCAGCCAUCUCUAAGCUCGCUCUAGAAGGUAUCAAAGGGCUAGCAGAAGCACUUCCGGAAAUCGUUCAGGAUCCAACCGAUCGGUCUGCCCGCGAGAGAGCUCAACAUGCUGCAUGGCUUUGCGGCGUCUGCCUUGGAUCCUCCGCAAUGGCAUUACACCACAAGCUUUGCCAUACCCUCGGUGGUUCUUUCGAUUUGCCUCACGCCGAAACCCACACGAUCGUUCUCCCUCACGCGGUAGCUUAUAACGCACCCGCCAUCGCUGACACCAUGGAGAAACUUGCGUCGGUAUUGCCUGGCAGUGAAGGUGAUGCGAUCAGAGGGCUAAACGUUCUGCUCGAAAAACUCGAGGUUUCUCGUGCGUUGAAAGACUUUGGUAUGAGAGAAGAGGAUAUAGACAAGGCUACAGAGAUUACAAUGAGCCUGCAGUAUGCCAACCCGAGACCGAUGGAACAAGAUGGGAUUCGUGAGUUGAUUCGCAGGGCAUGGGCUGGCGAGCCCGCGAGAGUUUGA
Messenger RNA from Aureobasidium namibiae CBS 147.97, 1083 nucleotides. Its product is annotated as maleylacetate reductase. Bases 1 to 1083 code for a protein of 360 amino acids. Lineage: Eukaryota; Fungi; Ascomycota; Dothideomycetes; Dothideales; Saccotheciaceae. The record is from RefSeq and is a predicted model, not a curated record. Gene Ontology annotation, cellular component: mitochondrion. The transcript has a single exon. Gene Ontology annotation, molecular function: alcohol dehydrogenase (NAD+) activity; metal ion binding; maleylacetate reductase activity.